This is a messenger RNA of Paramecium pentaurelia, 1574 nucleotides long. The record is from the annotation of a GenBank genome assembly. Lineage: Eukaryota; Ciliophora; Oligohymenophorea; Peniculida; Parameciidae.
AUGAGUAAACGAAAUAAAAGCUUGGUAGAGAGAAAGAAAUCUAAAAGUAAAUUAAAGACAGCGAUAUCAUAAAGGAAAAAUUCAGAUUCACAAGAUAAUAAUUUCUAUUAGGAAUUCCAAAUAUUCUAUUCUCAAGCUUAGAGCACUACUUUUACUAAAUUUGAAUACAUGAAAGAAUUUUUUAAUUUAGGACUCACAGAAUUUCCAACAGAUGAAGAAAUUAAUUAAAUUUAACUAGAGAUUCUUACUACAAGUGGAUGGAAUUCUAAUCUCAAAAAAAAUUGGACAUUAAAUGAAAAGAAAGUGUUAAUUUGGCUUAUUGGGAAGCUUAGUUAAAUUAGGAAUGAAGACUUGAGGGAUUUAUCUACUGAACUUUUUGAAGAAGUUUCAAAGAUGAUAUGUCGUAGAGAUAAGGAAUAAUGUAAAUAAAAAUGGGCUUAAAUGUAAAAGGUCGCUUUGUAAUAGUAACCUUUUAGACCAGAAGAGGAUUAAAAAUUAUUUGAAAUUAUUAUGAAGUAUUAAUCUGCUGAUUAGGGUUAAAAGUGGAGUCUAAUUUCAUAGGAAUUAAAUCAAAAUUCUUCUGUUUAUCGUUCUAGUAAAUAAUGUAGAGAAAGAUGGUUAAAUCAUCUAAACCCAAAAAUUUCAAAGUAUCAUAUAAUUUGUAUUAAAUUUAGAGAACCUUGGACAGAUGAUGAAGAUAUAAAAUUAUUGUAGACAGUUAAAGAAAUUGGUAGAAGAUGGUCUGAAAUUUCAAAAAUUAUGGAUGGUAGAAGAAGUGAAAAUAAUCUAAAAAAUCGAUUUAAUAGUUUGAUAAAAAGAGAAAAAGAUUUACCUUAUCUGUAAUAUAUAUUGAAUAAUAUAUUUAUAGAUAAACUUAUAAUGGAUCAGCUAAUAACUUGGAUGAUUUAUUAUCAGGUUGUAAUGGACCUGAAAUAACAGAUUUAUAAAAAUAAGUUAUUGAUGCAGUUUUGGCUAAAUUAAAGUGGAGAAGUGCUGAAACUUAAAAUAAAAGCAAUCAUAAAAAAUCUAUAGAAAUUUAAGAAUUACAACAAUAACCAAAACCAGCAUUUAAAUAACGAACUUAAAUUACUGUUUAAUAUACUAUAGGAAAUAUUGAAUAAGAGUAAAAUAUUCAAGAUCUAAUACCUUGUUUAGUAAAUGUAAAUAAAGAUAUUAUUUACUUUUGCACACAUGAAAUUCUAGAAUAAUUUCAAGAAAUUAAUCAAUAAAAAUAACAUUAAUUUAAAGAUCAAUUUGAUAAAAUUAAAAGUGAAUUAUAAAUAUUUGAUUCUGGAUUCCACAAUUUCAAAUCAACUCUAAGUAUGAUAGAAGAAAUUGAAGAAUCUUAAAGAAGUCACUUAAAUUUUUAUACCAAUGAUCUUGAUGGUUUUUUAAAUCUCGAAACACCUGAAACAUUUUCCAAACCUGUUUUUGUUAAUCCAAUAGAAAUUAUUACUCAUUCCGCCAUGAAAUACUUUCACCGAUGGAAGACUGAUAGUUAACUCAAUGAUAGACGUAGAAAUAGUGUAACCAUACCAAGAUCACUCCCGAAUUUGAUAUAAAAUUACACAUGA